Messenger RNA from Aureobasidium pullulans EXF-150, 2856 nucleotides. RefSeq lists its product as uncharacterized. The coding region runs from base 120 to 2459 and encodes 779 amino acids. The record is from RefSeq and is a predicted model, not a curated record. NCBI's taxonomy places the organism in Eukaryota, Fungi, Ascomycota, Dothideomycetes, Dothideales, Saccotheciaceae. The transcript has a single exon.
CUUGAACCUUCACUCAUCCAUCUUGGGCAUUUAUUUGGCGAGGGCGAUCACUGCCCUUACUUCUGCAUACUUUCUGGACAUGGAACUUGGAUUUCCCACUCGAAGUUCCAGCAUCGUUGAUGGAGCUGCUCGCGCACGCUUCAGCACCCAGCUCUCGAAAGGAUGAUGAGAGGUUUAAGCGCCAGGCGAAGGCUUACUCGUCCUUCCAGUCUGCGAGCAUAGUUCGCCUUGAUCUGAGCCAGAAUCAUGCCGGUUCAUCAGUGCCAGCCGUUAUGAAUCUCUCGACCAUGUCAAGGGCCAACCAAGACGCUUCUGUAUAUCUGGAUGCCACCCAGGAUGCUUGGACCGCAUUAGAUUCACAACUUUACUCUGCUUCACAAGAGUCGGCUUAUCAAAGUCAUCUGGAGAGCGAUGAUGAGGGAAACCUAGACGAAACGAUACUGCCAUUUCCCGUCGACCCAUCCAUGCCGCCACGUCGAGUACGCACUGCCCUACCACCGGACGAAUCUGCAUUGCUCGCCAAAGAUUCCCCGAAAGCUGGAGAGCUGCAACCAUCGUCCGCUAUUCCCGGAUUUGAACCAGACGGACACGAAAGCCAUGUUCCCACACCCUCGAGAUCAUCGCAUAUCGACGAGCACCCAACGCCGAGCUACCUUGAUGGCCUUUCGACCUUCAACCCUGCUGAGACACCUGUGCCUCGAAUUGCGCUGCUGAGGGCCUCGAAAUCAUCCCUUCCGCAAGAAAACUUCUCAUCACCCAGCGAUGACAUUCCUUCUCAGCUGCCGAGUACUUACUCGAUAAGUGAUAUCAACUCUGAUACUGUGCAUAGCGAUCAGCACCAUGCACCCCCGAGUUCUGAAUGGGGUAGCCUGCCUCGAGGAAGUGCUCCCCAGCCCUGGAAUGGCAUCAUCGAGGACGAAUCACCUUUGAAGGGCAUCAGAUCAUUGGGUAAACGACGAGUUCAAACAUCUUCACCACUCAAACAAACCCAGUCUCUUGAAUCCCCUCGAGCAAACAUGUCUGCUCAUGUCCGACCUGCACGUUCCUCAGCUCCGUCUGGACAAGAUGAAAUCUCUUCAGCUUCCUUGGACCGUGCUGUCGUACCACGGACACGACAACAGACAGCUCCUGUGCGCCAGACAUUCUCUUCGUCGUUUGAGCUUCGCUUUUCUUCUGCUCCACAAGCUCAAGGGACGCCUUUUAUCAGUGGGUAUGAUCCUGCUCCGUCAAGCAAUGCCACGCAAGCAUAUUCUGCAGAUUCAGCUUCGCGGUCAUCAUUCGAAUUACGCUUCUCGUCUGCACCGCAAGGUGAGGGUUCCCACUUAGCUGGCGGCAGUGAUACAGCUGCUCCUCAAAUGCUCCGGCGGCAAUCUCUUCAACAGCUCCUACCAACCUCUUUCGAAUCUCAAUUCUCCUCAAGUCCCGAAGCACGAGGUACUCAAUCGACCUAUAGGAGCAACACCGAUGUCCCUGCCGUAUCGAGACAGCAUAGCCUUGGACAACUCUUGCCGACCUCUUUCGAAUCUCGUUUCUCGUCCAGUCCGGAAGCUCAGGGAACACCUGUUCCUAGCAGCGAAGACCAAGUAGCAAAUCGUGCCCAGCUCUCGUCUUCACCAAGAUCGAAAAUCAAUCUUUUCCAGCCGGGAACGAAGUUCUUCUCAAGAACCAAAGCUCCUUCGUCUUCGGCAGCGGAAACCCCUAUUCCAGAUGUUUCAAAAAGCAUGACCAACAACAAAACUCACACGAAGUCACAUCCGUGGCAUCCAACGCCUUCCGUUUCUAGACUCGGCUCCGCUGUCGUUCACCGAGCACUGUCCGAAAAUGCUGGUGACGUGUCGACUCCGCUCCGUAGUGUGCGUGCAGACAAACGCACGCUUCUAUCAGCCCGGAUACCAGAGACCGUGAUUGCAGCUAAGAAGCGCAAACUGGCGUCUUUGGCAACCCCGAAAGCGAAGCCCAACACUCAAGAGCGUGAUAUUAUCAAAACACUGUCGACUCAAAUCAAUCCCCCACCUCCUCCAACCGGGUCAGGCUCAUUUGCAACACAUAUUACACCACAAUUGCAAAGUCAGUUCGGCAAUCCCGAUCUUCAGAAGAUAUACAAGCCUCAUUAUCCUCCCAACCGAGAACUCAGGCGCAGCGAAAGAGGUUAUUGGCAAAUUGACACCCGAGGCUGGAACGCCGAGAUACAAAUCAAAUUCUGGAGCUUCUUGCAGACAACCAUCGGAAGCGGUGCAAGUGGAUGGGGCAUCUGGUGUCUACGAGAAAAUGGCGGAAAGGAUGAUACUGAGCAUCAAGGGGCAGACGACGAAUUGGAACUGGGUACAGUCAAGAUCUUUUGCUGGGGCGAGGUCGUGAGACAUGUUUGGUUACUAUGCUAUGUGGCUAGUAAUACCAAGGUGAAGUACGUGGAAUCCCAUUGGUUUGAUGCGGAUGGGAAGGUUGUGAUCAGGGUAUGAGCAUUUAUUGACACCGAUUGGAAAUAUGAAUGAUUUUGGAUAUCAGAGAUGGAGCCUUGCACCUUGUGGUGAGGCAAAAACUUUGUUUCCUCGCUUCAAGAAGAGCUUCUUUCAUCUCGGCAUGUUGAAUUAAAGGAGUGCUCUCUUCGCGAAAUUGGGCGUCGUCCCGCGACUUAGCCACUGGAAUGACCGAAGGCUCAGGUAUAUUAUUGUCAUUGUUAUGGUUCAGGAUGUCAACCGAUGUCAACUAAGUAGGUGGGGCCAGCCUCGCUCCUUCCACCACACAGUCACCUCGGGGCUUUGUGCAUGCAGCCGGUCAGCACUAGCCAUCUUUGAACCGCACGACAAACACAUGACCCAGGACUCGAACACAUUCAGAAUCGGUCGCGAAUUGACG